AUGGCAAAGAAAGGAAAGAAGAAAGCCCUGGAUCCCGAGGCAGCAGCCCGGCAAGCAGCUGCAGAAGCUGAAGAAAAGAAACGGAUCGAAAUGAUCAAGGAAGCAAUGAGGCUGCGUGCCAAUUGCGAGCGCGAGGAGAAUCAUUUUCAUCAGUUCCUAAUGGAACGAGAGAAGAUCAACUACUUCUGGAUCGUGGAAAAGAAAACACUCACAGAGAAGCAGGCAGACCUGCGCAACAAGCAGCGAGAGCUGCAAGACCUAGAAGAAAGACAACAAAUUGAGUUGAAGAUGUUUCAACAGCGCCUGAAGCACUUGAGAUACCAUCAGCAAGAUGAGGUGGUCGAGCUCAAGACUGACGCAGAGUUGGGCCUGAAGCUCCAAGAAGACCACCAUAGAAUAACAGAGGCGGAGAUCAAGAAGGAUCAACGUGCCUUGAAGAUGGAGAAAAAGGAAGCAGAAGUGGCCCAGCAGGAUUUUACCCGCAUGCUGAAGUUAGAGCAGGAUCAAAAGAUUCUCGAGCUGCGACACGAGUUCGAUAGAAAAGCUCGAGACAUGCAGCAGAAGUAUGAGCUGAGAAUGAAAGAAAUCCGAGAGGAAAUGGAAAAGCAGCGAAAAAAGCAGAUUCAGCAGAUAGAGGAGUCCAAGAACACCCAGAUUGAGGGGGUCAUGAAGAAGAACCAGCAGGACUUCACGGAGAUCAAGGUCUACUACCAAGAGAUCACAGUCUCCAACUUUGACUCCAUCAAGCGUUUAAAAGAGGACUACGCAGACAUCAAGAAAACUGAGAACGAUGACGCGAAAAAGAUGUAUGAUUUGGAGCAGAGAAACAAGCAGCUAAAAGAGCCAAUGAAGAAAGCAAAGCAGGAUGUAGAGCGACUCGAACAAGAAAAAGAAGCCUACAAAGAGGACAAGAAAAGGCUAGCUCAAGUGAAAGAGAAGAUCAAGCAGUCCGAGACGCUGCUGAAGCGGAUGGAAUUUCAACAUGAGGUGCUCCAGCAGCAGUUGGCACACGUGACCUCAGAGCGGGAGGAUCUCUACACAAAGUUCCAGCAAGCCAUUUAUGAUGUGCAGCAGAAGAGCGGAUUGAAGAAUUUGAUCCUGGAAAAGAAGAUUGAUACUGUGGAAGAGGUGAUUGCCUACAAAGACGAUAUUGUUGGGCAGCUUCAGGUCAAGACCUACGAGUCAAAGUUGGCAGAGUACGGCAUCCCGCCAGAGGUCGCUGAAGAGCAUUAUGGCCUGCUACACAUGGAGACUUUGCUUGUUGCUUUGGAUCUUUGGAGUGAAUGGAGAAGGUUGGGUUUUUAUCUUAGCAGCUCCAUAAAACGCUGGACCACUUGCAUCGACGGCUUCCUCAGUCUCUUCGAGGUGAUCCGAGCUUUACAGAUGCAGCUGCAUGCACUGGGAGUUGCACGGGUUUCCAUUGCCAAAGUUGUUCGAUAUGGCAUGGUGUCGGCCUGGCUUUCUGCUCGUUUGCAGCACAUUGAAGGUCUGGACAAACACAAGAGGAAGGCUGCAGUAAGCGACACAUGGCAAGAGCUACGGCAUAGUGCAGAGCCAUACCUCCGCUUGACUGCAGAGGAGUGCGAGAAGCUUAAGGACAUCGAUGACCCUUGUCCGAUCUUAUGGCUAUGGGUGGCUCUAUUUUUAGGCAGACUGGCCGCCGAUGGUGACAUACCACCUAUGGCUUCUCCAACAUACGGUCGAAUGGUUAUGUUAGCCAACGAUGCACAGGUUGCACUGAAAGAGGUGCGAAUGUGCGGAGAGGUGAAAAUUCCUUAUCUCUACACCCAUACCCUCUCUGCCGUUGUCCAUUUAAACAAUAUCCUGUGCGCCAUCAGCAUGGGUCUAACACUAGGCGCUUGCAUUGGUGAGUUUCUUACGAUCAUAGAUCCGAGACUGACGCUCUACGGCGAAAAGUCAUAUCCAACCAGUACGGCUUCGCAAGUCGGACAGGUUUUGAUGGUCCAAGCCCUGAAAUGCUUUUGCGCACCACUGCUUUAUCAGGCAUGUCUGGAGAUUUGCUUUUGUCUAUACAGUGCAUUUGGAGGGGAGACAGAUGAAGCUACCAUCCCAGCAGAUCGCAUGGUCCGAGAGUGGACGAAGGAACUGGAUGGUCUUAUGGAUCUGGCUGCCAAGCCACCACAUUGGUCCGCCCCUGUCUUCAAAACUGCUCUUUCACAUGUUCCAGACAUCCAGAGGACUAAAGCAAUGAUGCAAAGCACAAAGAAAGGCAUCCGUGCAUGA
This is a messenger RNA of Cladocopium goreaui, 2244 nucleotides long. The record is from the annotation of a GenBank genome assembly. NCBI's taxonomy places the organism in Eukaryota, Dinophyceae, Suessiales, Symbiodiniaceae.